AUGCUAGUGGGCGUCCACGGUGCUGGGCUUACACAUCUCAUGUUCCUCCAGCCCGGGUCUACCGUCGUCGAGAUACUGCCCGAAGGGUUCCAGCACAAGGGCUUCCGGAACCUGGCGCAGAUGCUUGGCAUGGGCUUCAUCCGCACCCAUGCCAGGAUGCACGGGGAUGCUUCGGGCGACCACCAGUGGCAGUCUGACGCCGUUGAGGUGGAUCGGCAGAAGCUCGUUGACGUGGUCAGCGUGGGGGGUGACAACAUGUCGGCGUCUCCGUCGUUUGCGAGGAUGAUUCGCCCCGCCCUGCGCGGCCUCGGACAGAGGGCGAGGAACACGGCUGCUCCGGGCCCGGUGUCGAGGAUAAACAUGUACGAGAUCCGGCCUCUAUCGUCGACGCCCCCCCUCCGCCGCCCCGCCGACUCCUCCUCCUCCACCGUCGACAUCUCCGACGUCCCACCCACGCCCAUCAGCCACCUCUCCGAAGUCGAGGCCGCCAUGGCCGACGCCGUGUCCAAGUUCGCGCGCGACGUCGUCCUCCCGCGCGCCCGCGACAUGGACGAGGCCGAGCAGAUGGACCCGGCCAUUGUCGAGCAGCUCUUCGAGCAGGGCCUCAUGGGCGUCGAGAUCCCCGAGGAGUACGGCGGCGCCGGCAUGAACUUCACCGCCGCCAUUGUCGGCAUCGAGGAGCUCGCCCGCGCCGACCCCUCGGUCAGCGUCCUCGUCGACGUGCACAACACGCUCUGCAACACGGCAAUCCUCAAGUACGCCUCGCCCGCCCUCAAGCAGAAGUGGCUGCCGCGCCUCGCCACCAAGACGGUUGCCUCCUUUUGCCUCUCCGAGCCCGUCUCCGGCUCCGACGCCUUUGCCCUCGCCACCCGCGCCACCGAGACGGCCGACGGCUUCCGCAUCUCGGGCGGCAAGAUGUGGAUCACAAACUCCAUGGAGGCCGACCUUUUCAUCGUCUUCGCAAACCUCGACCCGGCCAAGGGCUACCGCGGCAUCACCGCCUUCCUCGUCGAAAAGGGCACAAAGGGCUUCUCCAUUGCCAAGAAGGAGAAGAAGCUCGGCAUCCGCGCCAGCAGCACCUGCGUCCUCAACUUUGACGACGUCGACAUCCCCAAGGAGAACCUGCUCGGCCAGCGCGGCGACGGCUACAAGUACGCCAUCAGCCUGCUCAAUGAGGGCCGCAUUGGCAUCGCCGCCCAGAUGACGGGCCUCGCCCUCGGCGCCUUCGACAACGCCGUCCGCUACGUCUGGAACGACCGCAAGCAGUUCGGCGCCCUCGUCGGCGAGUUCCAAGGCAUGCAGCACCAGAUCGCCCAGUCCUACACCGAAAUCGCCGCCGCCCGCGCCCUCGUCUACAACGCCGCCCGCCGCAAGGAGGCCGGCCAGGACUUUGUCAAGGAUGCCGCCAUGGCCAAGCUCUAUGCCUCCCAGGUCGCCGGCCGCGUCAGCGGCCUCGCCGUCGAGUGGAUGGGCGGUAUGGGCUUUGUCCGCGAGGGCCUCGCUGAGAAGUAUUGGCGCGACAGCAAGAUUGGUGCCAUUUACGAGGGCACCAGCAACAUCCAGCUCAACACCAUUGCCAAGCUCCUGCAAAAGGAGUACACCAACUAA
Messenger RNA from Hirsutella rhossiliensis, 1608 nucleotides. Its product is annotated as acyl-CoA dehydrogenase, middle domain-containing protein. The record is from RefSeq and is a predicted model, not a curated record. Gene Ontology annotation, molecular function: acyl-CoA dehydrogenase activity; flavin adenine dinucleotide binding. The transcript has 4 exons. Lineage: Eukaryota; Fungi; Ascomycota; Sordariomycetes; Hypocreales; Ophiocordycipitaceae. Bases 1 to 1608 code for a protein of 535 amino acids. Gene Ontology annotation, cellular component: mitochondrion.